Molecule: messenger RNA, 703 nt
Organism: Trichoderma asperellum CBS 433.97
Lineage: Eukaryota; Fungi; Ascomycota; Sordariomycetes; Hypocreales; Hypocreaceae
Source: RefSeq, a predicted model, not a curated record
GUAAAAACUCCCAGCUCUCAACCCAGUCAGUCUUUUGUAGCAACAUUAGCUUCAAACCCACCCUCAGCAUGGCUUCCAAAGGAACCGCCGCUGAAAAAUCCAUAGCGGACCAUCUCACCGAAUGGGGCUCUUCAUCCCUUCCCCCCUCCCUCCUCGCAACCCUCAUCACCGCCCUGCACGCGCGCCCCCUCCAGCCCCUCCCCCUCACGCUCUUCACUCCAACGCUCCUCUUCUCGUCCUACCUCAACCUGUCGGGCUACCCAACCGCCAGCGCGGGCCUCGCCGCCGCCUGGUCCGGCCUGUACGCGCUGCUGGCCCUGCGGAGGAGGCAGCCCCUGCGGGCCAAGUUCAGCAUCCGCGGCGUGGUGCGAGGCACGGCGAUUGGCUUGGGGGCCGCGAAUUGCGUGGCGGGCGGGUGGGUGUACAUGCAUGGCAGUAAGGAUCGGGAUAAGAAGGCUAGGGAGGAGAGGAAUCGGUGGGGGCAGUAUGAUGAUAAAUGAUGGGAAACGAUAUGAAGAACUGGAUGCCAACGGGGGGAAAGGAGUGAGAAGGUGUGAUGUUUAUGGGGAUGAACGGAACAACAAAAAAAAAAGGAGAAGAAAGGAGUAUUCCCUUGUACUAUUACCAACAUUGUUGCUGGGCCUAAAGAGAUGCAUACAUGUAUAUUAUUAUGACACAGAAUGAAAGAAAAGACAAUUCACAC